Molecule: messenger RNA, 469 nt
Organism: Helobdella robusta
Lineage: Eukaryota; Metazoa; Annelida; Clitellata; Rhynchobdellida; Glossiphoniidae
Exons: 3
Coding region: 23-427 (134 amino acids)
Molecular function (GO): iron ion binding
Source: RefSeq, a predicted model, not a curated record
AUUCAAACUCGCAAAGAACAAGAUGAAGGUUCUCGUCCUCCUCGCUGCCUGCUUUGCCGCUACCUUGGCUUUCGAUAUCCCAGAACCAUACAAGUGGGACGAGUCUUUCAAAGUUGAUUACGAGAAGUUGGACGAGCAGCACAAAGGACUGUUCCAGGCCAUCUUCGACGUCUGCGCUGCCCCUGCUGACGCUGCUGCUCUUGCCCACCUUAAGGAUGUCAUCGAAAAACAUUUCAGAUUCGAAGAGGGUAUGAUGACGGCUGCGGAUUACGCCGGCUACGCUGACCACAAAAAAGCGCACGACGGAUUCGAAGCCAGAUUGAAAGAAGGACAAGUUCCAGUUGCAGCUGAUGACGUCAAGGCCGCCAAGGAAUGGCUGGUCAACCACAUCAAAGGCGUCGACUUCAAAUACAAGACCCUUUUAUAAAUCUGAAAUCUUUUCCACUGUUUUAGAAAAUUUAGAAAAUUU